This is a messenger RNA of Drosophila sechellia, 1068 nucleotides long. RefSeq names its product leukocyte receptor cluster member 1 homolog. The transcript is spliced from 3 exons. Bases 77 to 958 code for a protein of 293 amino acids. The record is from RefSeq and is a predicted model, not a curated record. Lineage: Eukaryota; Metazoa; Arthropoda; Insecta; Diptera; Drosophilidae.
AUAAGUCAUAGCCAUCGAUAGGUAGAGAUGCCUAUCGAGUCAUCGAUUCCAGGAAUGUCAACAAAGUGGAAAUAAAAUGAAUAUUCUACCAAAAAAACGCUGGCAUGUGCGUACCAAGGAGAACAUUGCCCGCGUGCGCCGGGAUCAAGCGGCUGCUGCAGCGGAAGAAAAAGUCCGGCAGGAGAAAUUGGAAUUUGCUGAAAGCGAGGCGCGAAUCAACUUCCUGCGCCGCCAAUCAGGCUUGCCGGAGAAGGUCUCCAAGGAAUCUCGAGAGGAGCCAGAAUGCAGUACUGAAACAACUAAAGGGGUGGAUAUCUUUGCGGACUACAAGGCGAGAGUGAAGACGACUAACAAAGACUUGGAAAAGGAGCAAAAGGAGGAGCAGGAGAAGUAUGAGAAGCAGAUCGGCUACCUCACAUACUUGGGCCAGGACACCAAUGAAGCUUUGAAAGUGCGCAGCUGGUACGAGUUAGCCCCCAAAAGACCAGAAGUGGGGGAUGCCACUCCUACUGAAACUCAUCUCAAGCAAAAGCUAGCCCACGAUCCUCUGACCCUAAUCAAUGCUUUGUUGCCUCCAGAGAAAAAGGAUCCCAAAAAGGCCACAAAAAGAAUUCGCGAAAGGACACCCACGCCUUCUCAAGAAUCUUCAAUACCCCACAAGGACAAGAAAUCCAAGAAGGAUAAGAAAAAUACUAAGCACAAGAAGCACAAGAGCAAAAAUGCUUCAAGGGAGACCCUUUUGGCCGAGGAACGCAUUAAACGAGAAAAGCUCGAGACGCUAAGAAGGGAGCGCAUGCGACGGGAAACGGCUGAGCGCCAGCGUUCCGAGGCUCUGUUCGCACUCAAGGAGCUGCCGGUGGCUGCCAGUGCAGCAUCCACUCCGGCUGCGACGCCUAAGGUUAUCCAGAAGUACAACAGCCAGUUCAAUCCGGAGUUAGCAAAGCAAAAUAUGCUUUAGCAUUUAAUUAUGUUUUUAACUUAAUGUUAAUAGCCUAGAUAACGAAUGUAAUUGAAUUGAUUAAAAAAAUACUCUUUGUUUAAAAAUACAAAUAAUUGUUGGAAGCCAUA